UCUUGUACUAAUUGUCAUACUAAAACAACUCCGCUUUGGAGAAGAAAUCCUCAAGGAGAACCUUUAUGUAAUGCCUGUGGAUUGUUUUUGAAAUUACACGGAGUAGUCAGACCAUUGAGUUUGAAAACUGAUGUGAUUAAAAAAAGACAACGA
Messenger RNA from Hyphopichia burtonii NRRL Y-1933, 153 nucleotides. RefSeq names its product Gat1p (gene GAT1). Gene Ontology annotation, biological process: positive regulation of transcription by RNA polymerase II; negative regulation of transcription by RNA polymerase II. The record is from RefSeq and is a predicted model, not a curated record. The annotation marks the transcript as partial. The transcript has a single exon. Gene Ontology annotation, molecular function: DNA-binding transcription factor activity, RNA polymerase II-specific; zinc ion binding; RNA polymerase II cis-regulatory region sequence-specific DNA binding. Lineage: Eukaryota; Fungi; Ascomycota; Pichiomycetes; Serinales; Debaryomycetaceae.